Molecule: messenger RNA, 966 nt
Organism: Uloborus diversus
Lineage: Eukaryota; Metazoa; Arthropoda; Arachnida; Araneae; Uloboridae
Gene: Der-2
Product: derlin-2-like
Exons: 6
Coding region: 194-886 (230 amino acids)
Biological process (GO): endoplasmic reticulum unfolded protein response
Cellular component (GO): Hrd1p ubiquitin ligase ERAD-L complex; endoplasmic reticulum membrane
Molecular function (GO): misfolded protein binding; ubiquitin-specific protease binding
Source: RefSeq, a predicted model, not a curated record
CUGUGGACAUUUAAAGCUGACGCCGCUUUCGCUCUAAACAAAUUGCUAAUAAUGAUUCAUUUAUAGUAUUUGAGUGUUCUUUAGUAAUCUGUGGAAUGUCUUUUACUUAUUAUAUUCAAAGUUAAGCUCACAAGUGAAAACAUUUUUUAAUAAUACAUUAUUUUGACGGUUUGUUUACUAAACGUAUGUAAACAUGGCUCAAGCACUUCAGCAGGAAUACAUGGAAAUGCCUAUAAUUACAAAAGCAUAUACCACCGCUUGUGUGCUAACUACAGCUGCUGUACAACUAGAGAUUAUUUCACCUUUUCAAUUAUAUUUCAAUCCAGAUUUAAUUAUCAAGCACUAUCAGAUAUGGCGCUUGUUCACUACAUUUUUAUUUUUUGGAACUUUUGGUUUUAAUUUUUUAUUCAACCUCAUCUUUACAUAUCGGUAUUGUCGCUCCUUAGAAGAGGGUUCAUUUCGUGGAAGACCAGCCGACUUUUUCUACAUGUUUUUAUUCGGUGGAACAUUAAUGAUUGUUAUUGCUAUAUUUGUUAAUCAAGCCUUUUUGGGACAAGCAUUUACAAUAAUGCUAGUUUAUAUUUGGUGUCGUCGAAAUCCUUAUGUGCGAAUGAAUUUCUUUGGACUUUUAAACUUUCAAGCACCUUAUCUACCUUGGGUAUUACUGGCAUUUUCUCUUUUGCUUGGAAACUCUGUCAUAGUAGAUUUAAUGGGAAUUGCUGUUGGUCAUGUUUACUUCUUUCUAGAAGAUAUUUGUCCAAAUCAGCCUGGUGGGAUGAGGUUACUUAAAACUCCAUGGAUAAUAAAGUAUAUUUUUGAAAGCCCAAUUGCAGAAAAUCAGCCACCACCUCCUGAAGAUAGGCCAGGAGGAUUUAAUUGGGGAUGAUUCAUCUUUAGAUGUCUUCCAUAUGUAAAUUAUGCAUUUUGUUAGCACUUGUGUACAUUUUGUAAAAUUAAAAUAUUUUC